UCCUCCAGCAAAGCUGCGGAGGGUCUUGCUUAAGGUCAGCAAGGAAGGUGGGGCGCAGCCUGAUGACGCGAGCAGGGGGCGGAGCCUACUGCGCCCAGCCUGCCAGAGUCGCCACGUGAGGACGGGAAGGGAAAAGCAGCUGCGGCGGCCGCGAUGGGCGGCUUGGAGAAAAAGAAGUAUGAGAGGGGUUCUGCCACCAACUAUAUUACCAGAAACAAAGCCCGGAAGAAGUUGCAGUUGAGCCUUGCAGAUUUCAGGCGACUCUGCAUCCUAAAGGGGAUUUACCCCCAUGAGCCCAAACAUAAGAAGAAAGUGAAUAAAGGAUCUACUGCUGCCAGAACAUUCUACCUCCUGAAAGACAUAAAAUUUCUCCUUCACGAGCCCAUCGUCAACAAGUUUCGGGAAUAUAAGGUGUUUGUCCGGAAACUGCGCAAAGCAUAUGGGAAGAGUGAAUGGAACACUGUGGAACGACUGAAAGAUAACAAGCCAGGCUAUAGAUUGGACCACGUUGUCAAGGAGAGGUACCCAACCUUUGUUGAUGCCCUGCGGGACUUGGACGACGGCCUCUCCAUGUGCUUCCUCUUCGCAACCUUCCCGCGCACUGGCAAGUGUCACGUCCAGACGAUCCAGCUGUGCCGCCGGCUCACUGUGGAGUUCCUCAACUAUGUCAUUGCCUCCCGCUCCCUGCGCAAGGUAUUCCUGUCCAUCAAAGGCAUCUACUACCAGGCUGAGGUGAUGGGGCAGAUGGUCACCUGGAUAACACCCUACGCUUUCUCCCACAACCACCCGACGGACGUGGACUAUAGGGUCAUGGCUACCUUCACUGAGUUCUACACCACUCUCCUGGGCUUCGUUAAUUUCCGCCUCUAUCAGUCCCUCAACUUGCACUACCCCCCAAAGAUCGAAGGCCAAGUGUCUUCGGAGCUGAAGACGGAGGAAGAGGAGUCGUAUGCGUUGGACUCCGAGAGCUACAUGGAGAAACUCUCUGCUCUCGGCGCCAGCCUGGCCCGAGUGGUGGCGCCAAACCCAGAGGAUGAGGCUGAAGUGGACGAGUUCCCCGUGGAGGGAGAGAGUUCAGAACAAGAGGAGUCCCGGCAGAAGGAGCAGGAAGCCUUGGAGAAGCAGAAGAAGCUCUUUGAGGGUCUGCGCUUCUUUCUCAACAGGGAGGUACCCCGCGAGCCCCUGGCUUUUGUUAUCCGGUGCUUUGGGGGCCAAGUAUCCUGGGACAAAUCUGUUUGCAUUGGCGCUACCUAUGACGUGACAGACGCAACCAUCACCCACCAAAUCGUGGACCGGCCUGUUCCGGAGGAGCAAGCGAUUGGCAGGUAUUACCUGCAGCCACAGUGGGUCUUCGACUCUGUCAACGCCAGGCUGUGUCUUCCAGUGGCAGAUUAUUUUCCUGGCGUCUUACUGCCUCCGCACCUCUCACCAUUUGUGUCUGAGAAAGAAGGGGAUUACAUCCCGCCGGAGAAGCUGAAGCUGUUAGCCUUGCAGAGGGGGGAUGAGCCAGGAGAAGAGAGCGGGUCAGAAGUGGAGGAAGAAGAAGAGGGUGAAGAUGAAACAGAAGGCUCAGAGGAAGAAGGGGAGCAGGAGGAUUCUGAGAAAGAAGAUGAGGGGAGGCUGAAGAAGAUGGAAGAUCAACGCACCAAGAGCAAGACCCUCCCAGUGAAGGUGACGGCUGGCAGAGUUCUGCGAGAGGACAAGCAGCGGCUGGCACAGGAGGAGCAGAGCGAGGAGAAGCGCUUGGCCAUCAUGAUGAUGAAGAAGCGGGAGAAGUACCUCUACCAGAAGAUCAUGUUUGGGAAGAAACGCAAGAUCCGAGAGGCUAACAAACUGGCAGAGAAGCGAAAAGCUCAUGACUCAGUGGCAAAAUCGAAGAAGAAAACCAAGAAAGCACGGCGGGAGUGACCCGGGUCUCUCGCCCCAGCCUGUCUCUUCAUACACAGGCCUACAAGAUGGACACUUUGGGCAUGGAGUUGGGCUUUUAAGCCGGUGGUGGGAACCCUCGGAAUCCUGGCUUCUUGCCCUGAAUCUAUCUUCGUCACGGCGGUGCCCCAGGGCACGCAGGGACUAGUACCUUGGCCAUGGAACCCAUGACUUCUUGUGGGGUGAAACACAUGAUUUAUUUAAAACACAUCUGAAUUCUCCUCAGUUUCCUCCAGGAUUUCCUCAUUGAGUGCUGGCUGCUUGUAGCUCAACCAGUCAAGACAGAUUUUUUAGGCUCUAACAGGAAAAAACCCACUUAUCUCAAUGGGAGGAAAAUGGCCGCCUCUCCCCGCCAUUUCACUGAGAGCAUGAAUAAGGGUCUUCUAUCUGAGGGGAAAAUGGGUUUACCCACACAGGCUUCCUGUGAGAGGAUCUCUCCCUCUCUCUGGCUGUUUUGGCUCAAGAGAAUAAGGAGGCAUACAUCCCUCCACAGCCGCCAUCCCUUAUGUUUUAAAAAGUCACUAUCCUCCAGCUGGUGGAUGUAUGGGAGGGAACCUGUGACCCUUCAGAGGGCAGAAUACCUCAGAACUGUUGCUGUGUUUGGUAGAGAAAGCUGCUUCCAUGAUCACCACGAGGGCUUGGGUUGGACAGCCCUGUUUUUGGUAAACGGAACAGCUUGGGGAUUCAGGGAUCAUGUGGGUGCGUUUUCUCCCCACCCUACUUCUGUCAUGUUUGAUUUGGAGGGCCCCCCUCCCAGCACCCACCCAUUGCCUGGACAGCUGCAACAAUACAUCCGGACCCUGAGCUGCUUCUGCCUUUGUCUUACAAUUGUAAAUUGCAGGAUAGCGCUGUUUCUUUUAUUAAAUCGAGCUUUGAAAUUAA
Rhineura floridana is the source of this 2808-nucleotide messenger RNA. RefSeq names its product pescadillo ribosomal biogenesis factor 1 (gene PES1). Gene Ontology annotation, biological process: maturation of LSU-rRNA from tricistronic rRNA transcript (SSU-rRNA, 5.8S rRNA, LSU-rRNA); ribosome biogenesis. NCBI's taxonomy places the organism in Eukaryota, Metazoa, Chordata, Lepidosauria, Squamata, Rhineuridae. The transcript is spliced from 15 exons. Gene Ontology annotation, cellular component: PeBoW complex; nucleolus. Gene Ontology annotation, molecular function: RNA binding. The coding region runs from base 154 to 1908 and encodes 584 amino acids. The record is from RefSeq and is a predicted model, not a curated record.